Molecule: messenger RNA, 2375 nt
Organism: Aspergillus neoniger CBS 115656
Lineage: Eukaryota; Fungi; Ascomycota; Eurotiomycetes; Eurotiales; Aspergillaceae
Product: cytochrome P450
Exons: 2
Coding region: 382-1920 (512 amino acids)
Biological process (GO): ergosterol biosynthetic process
Molecular function (GO): monooxygenase activity; iron ion binding; heme binding
Source: RefSeq, a predicted model, not a curated record
CACUAAAUGCUCCAGACACAGCUGUGAGUGGCCAGAGUGACUGUCAACAUCACUGGAGCCUUGCAUGGUUCGACACUUUAUCCAAAGGAUCUCCAAGUGGUCUGAUCCGGCUCAGGAACCACCGUGAGCAAUGCCUCCUUCCGUUGCUGACAGUGUUUGCGAACCAUUACAGUGGUAUGGACCGAUGUAGCUCAGUGCCAGGGGUAAGAUCUUGGGAGUGAUAUCUAAUAACUCGUGGCGCCUAGAGCUGUUUACGUUAAUCUUCAGACAGUCAUGAGCCGACCACAACCUACUCCUUCGAUGUCUUGCUCCUGACUUUCUCCUUUACAAAACACCUUCCCCAUCAAUUGGUCCUUUUCUCUGCCUACGGUCGCUUCCAGGAUGGCAUAUCUUGCUGUCGCAGGCGCCUACGCUUCCGCAGCGUUGCUCGUUGCGAUAGUCUUGAAUAUCGCGCGCCAAUUGCUCGUUCGCAACGAGAAAGAACCACCCGUUGUCUUCCAUUGGAUUCCCUUCCUGGGAAGCACAAUCAGCUAUGGAAUGGAUCCCUAUGCAUUCUUCUUCUCCUGCAGGAAAAAGUACGGGGACAUCUUCACCUUCGUGCUCCUGGGCAAAAAGACAACCGUAUACUUGGGCGUUCAAGGCAACGAUUUCAUCCUCAAUGGCAAACUCAAGGACGUGAGCGCGGAAGAGGUCUACAGCCCUCUCACCACCCCGGUGUUCGGGUCCGACGUUGUGUACGACUGCCCUAAUUCCAAGCUGAUGGAACAAAAGAAAUUCAUCAAGUUUGGCCUCACGCAAGCGGCGCUCGAGUCACACGUUCAGCUGAUUGAAAAGGAGACCCUCGACUAUCUCCGGGACUCUCCACGGUUCAACGGCGCUAGUGGAGUUAUUGAUAUUCCUGCUGCCAUGGCUGAGAUUACAAUCUAUACUGCUGCACGCGCGUUGCAGGGCGAGGAGGUCCGCAAGAAGCUUACUGCAGAGUUCGCUGAACUGUACCACGAUCUAGACAAGGGGUUCAGCCCCAUCAACUUUAUGCUCCCUUGGGCUCCGUUGCCGCACAACCGGAAGCGUGAUGCUGCUCAUGCUCGGAUGAGGGAGAUUUACACAGACAUCAUCAACGAACGGCGCAAGAACCCAGACGAGGAGAAGUCCGACAUGAUCUGGAACCUGAUGCACUGCACCUACAAGAACGGACAGCCGGUCCCGGACAAAGAGAUUGCUCACAUGAUGAUCACUCUGUUGAUGGCAGGACAACACUCCUCUUCCUCAAUCAGCUCUUGGAUCAUGUUGCGACUAGCCUCUGAGCCUCAAGUGCUUGAAGAGCUCUAUCAAGAACAGUUGGCCAGCCUCAGCAACAGGAACGGGGUCUUCGAGCCGCUGCAGUACCAGGACCUUGACAAGCUGCCACUCCUCCAGAGUGUCAUCAAGGAGACCCUACGGAUCCACUCGUCCAUCCACUCGAUCAUGCGCAAGGUGAAAAACCCGCUACCAGUACCUGGCACAUCUUACGUUAUCCCCGAAGACCGUGUUCUACUCGCCUCACCAGGCGUAACAGCCCUUAGUGAUGAAUACUUUUCCAACGCAACCCGGUGGGAUCCACACCGUUGGGAGAACCAACCUGACAAGGAGGAAGAAGGAGAGAUGGUCGACUACGGAUAUGGCAGCGUGUCCAAGGGCACUGCCAGUCCCUACCUGCCUUUUGGCGCUGGCCGCCACCGCUGCAUUGGAGAGAAGUUCGCCUACGUUAACCUGGGCGUCAUUAUCGCGACCAUCGUGCGUCACCUGAAGCUAUUCAAUGUGGAUGGCAGGAACGGAGUGCCUGGAACCGAUUACUCGACUCUCUUCUCCGGUCCCAUGAAGCCUGCUAUUGUAGGCUGGGAGCGACGCUUCCCGGACAACUCCAAGGGGUCCUUGAACUAAAGCCCGCUUUAUUGCAAGCUACCUUUCAUCUUCAGUCUUUUCCAACUAGUACCUUGUAAUAAGCAUCCUGUAUGAUUAGAGCAUCCAGUCCAUAGUCAAAGAAAGAGAUAUGACCGCUGCCCAGUCAGCACCAUGAUCGAACAUCCCAACCCUGAACCAUGACCAUAGUCCAUAGACCAAACCGAGGAUGAAAGCGAAUGAAGCACGUGAGGACCCUCGUGUCAUUGUUCCACCACCUGUGAAACCCGCCCCCUUUCCAUCCAAGGGCUAACAAUGCCCACCUACCCUGAAAUGCGCAUCAAUACAGUGGCCAUCCGCGUACCAGCAAAACCACGUAUACGAAAUACCAACCACAGGGCAAAAGAAAGAUGCGCAUUGAGAUAAGAGCGCGCACAUGCACACGGUGGCGCCUACUAAAUCAACAAGGGGAAAAAAAAGGCAAGUAGAACAGCGAG